UUCUUUCAGCUGCUGAAUCAAUUUCACAUGGAUUCAUGAACACAAAAACAAAAGAUGUCAUUUCAGCACGUUUUAUUUUUAUAAACACAUGAUGUAGUUCCAUUUAGUUAUACUUUCCCCCCAUUAAUUAUCUUUUUUAUUUAUUACAGUUAAUGUUUUCUCAAUUCCAGUUUUUAUUUUGUUAGUUAACUGUGCUAACCUUGGUGAUCAGUAACAUUGAAAUCCUCAUUUUCACCACUAAUUAAUACCUCCAUGCUUUCCUAACUCCUGGUGGAGAGGAGUUACAUAUUUAUUAUGUUCAUUUAUGACGACAUUGACUUUCAGUUUUCCUACCAGUCAAAGAAAUAUGUUGUGCAAUUUUCUCCCUGCUCAAACUAUUCAAUACAAUUUGAUUAGUUCACCUUAGUUUGAAGCUUUGUCUUCAUCCAUUUUGUCCAAUUAUUAUUAUGAUUGAUUAUCUUUUAUAUUGUUUUUCAGUUAAUUUUGGGUUCAUAGAUCCUGGAGAUAAUAAAUAGAUGUUUGUAAUAUUGUAGAUGUAUAGAAUAUGACCGGACCAGAAGGACAGAGUGGCAGGUAAUUGCACAUCAAUUAUUUUUAUAUUAAGUUUAUUGGACCAAACGGUACCAGAGUAAUCGGAUGUUACCAAGAAGUUAGAAAGCAGGAAAUAAUACAUUUUUGAAAUUGUGUCGUUUUGGAAAAAGGUUUGAUUUCCGUUAUAGUGUGGUGGCAAAGAUGGUGGGAGGGCCAGGAAAAUGCUUACUGAUAGUUUCUGAAGAAAUGUGUGCUGGGCAGAUUAACAUUUAAAGAUAAAUGAGACCGUCAGCUAAAAAUGUCUUCAGAGAAACGAGUCCACUGAAACAAGUCCACUGAAACGAGUCCACUGAAACGAGUCCACUGAAACGAGUCCUUCAGAGGUUCUACUGACUGAUGGAGGAAAUAAAAGUUGGAAGUCAAAUGGUGAGUUAAAGAUUUAUUCCCUGAUUUAUUCCCUGAAACUCUAAAUGCCUCUUCAAUUUUUAGCAACCUUUGAAUUAUGUCAUUAUUUAGAAGGACAUUAAAGAUAAAUGUGAGAAAAUAGAGAAGCUGAAUCACAUGAGGCCUCCAAAAUGACUCCGUGUGGAUAUUUACAGUAACAGUAGAAGAAAUUUGGUAGAGUGCGACCUCUAGCAAGUGUAUAGUAAAAUUUAGUAUAAAAUGUGUAUUUCAAAGACAUUUCAAAAUGGCGUUUUAGCUGGUUGGGGGGGAUCACUAUCAAACAAAAUACAGCAAAUAAUUUCCUUCUACUUGACUGACCACAGAGCAGGUUCUCUGUCCAGCUUCUGCAGAGGCUUUGUUUUCUGAUGACAUCUUCCAUGAAACGUCCUGCCGCUGUGAAGAGGCUGAGGCUGAGCUCAGCCUGGCCUGUCGCUUCCGGUUGCUGAAUACGGAGAUCAUCACGCAGAUCAACCGAUGCGCCGCAUGAAGGAGGCGGAGCUGCAGAGAGGAAGAGACGCUGCAGAGAGAGGAAACCGCAGAGCCGAAACCGAAGCAGCGACCCGGAGGGAAACGGAACCGAGUCGAGCGCAGCUUCGGUGCCGAAAGCUGCCCGGAUCUCAUCUGACUGAACUCUUGGGCGAAAUGGAGAAAAAGGAUGGAGCCAGAGCGAUCCCUAGCGCCUGGAGUGUUCCGACCUCCAGUCCACCCAGCUCCGAUGCAGCGGACAGUUCUGCAGGUUCUCAUGUGGAGUGGUGUAAGCAGCUAAUCGCAGCCACCUUAUCCAGUCAGAUCCCAAGAACAGCGCCACCAGAUGUUCUGAACAGGGAUACCAGGGUGUCCAAAAGGCUGAGUUCCUGGAACCGUCCAGCUCUGGGAUUCGGCGCUCUUGUCAAACUUUCACACAACCAAGUGCCUCUUCUGCCAGGAGAAACUGUUCAGAUCACAGUUAAAGAUGUUAUGUAUAUCUGUCCAUUCAGUGGUCUUAUCACUGGUACUCUGACCAUCACUGACUACAAGAUCUACUUUACCAGUUCGAUCAAGGACUCUUUUAUUCUUGAUGUUAACUUGGGAGCUAUAAGCAGAUUGGAGAGCAUUACUGUUCCUAACCAAGGAGAUGACACCAAGGGAAUCGAGUUGGUUUGUAAGGACACAAGGAGCGCCAGGUUUACCUACAAACCAGAAGAGAACCAGCCAGACAUUGAAGACGUUUUGUCCAAACAUGCUUUCCCUCUGUGCUGCAGUCUGCCGUUUUUCGCCUUCAAGUACAAGGAACAGUUUCCUGUGGACGGAUGGAAGGUCUACGAUCCCACAGCAGAGUACAACCGACAGGGUCUACCAAAUGAGAGCUGGUGCAUCAGUAAGCUGAACCUCCAUUAUGAGCUGUGUGACACCUACCCCUCCAUCCUGGUUCUCCCCAACAACAUGACAGAAGAAGACACAGAACGCGUGGCGUCAUUCAGAGCCAAGCGCCGCCUGCCGGUCUUGUCCUGGAUCCACCCGGAGUCUCAGGCCGCUGUGGUGCGCUGCAGCCAGCCGCUGGUCGGCCCUCUGGACAGCCGCUGCAAAGAGGACGAGCGCUUCCUCCAGAUCGUCAUGGACGCCAACGCGCAGUCCCACAAGCUCACCGUCUUCGAUUCUCGACAGACCAGUGAAGCCCUGUCCAGCAAGGCAAAAGACGGAGGAUAUGAAAAUGAAAAUUUCUAUCCCAACAUUGAGCUUAUUUUCCUGGAAAUUCCGAAUAUCCAUGUGAUCCGGGAGUCUCUCAGGAAGAUGAGGGACGUGAUUUAUCCAACUAUUGAUGAGGCCCGCUGGCAUUCUGCCAUCGACCAGACUCACUGGCUGGACUAUCUACGACUGUUACUAUCAGGAGCUGUGAAAAUAGCCGACAAGCUGGAAUCUGGGAAAACGUCCGUAGUGGUCCACUGCAGUGACGGCUGGGACAGAACGGCCCAGCUCACUUCCCUCUCAAUGCUGAUGCUGGACAGCUACUACCGGACGCUCCGAGGAUUCCAGGUUCUGCUGGAAAAGGAGUGGAUCAGCUUCGGACACAGAUUUGCUUCUCGCAUUGGACACGGUGAUAAGAGCCAUACCAACACAGAGCGCUCACCUCUGUUUGUCCAGUUUAUGGACUGUGUUUGGCAGAUGACCCGACAGUUUCCUUCGGCCUUUGAAUUUAAUGAGCUGUUCCUCAUCACCGUCCUGGAUCAUCUCUACAGCUGCCUCUUUGGCACCUUCCUCUGCAACAGUGAGCAGGAGAAGUCAGCCAAGGAGGUUCAAACCAAGACAGUGUCCCUGUGGUCCUACAUCAACAGCCAGCCCAGUGAAUUCACCAACCCGUUCUACCUGGUCUAUGAGAACUGCGUUCUGUAUCCGCUGCUUUCCUCCAGACACUUGGAGCUGUGGACCAGCUACUACGCCCGCUGGAACCCACGCAUGAGGCCACAGGUGCCAGUGCAUCAGACGCUGAAGGACUUGCUGUUCCUCAGAGCAGAGCUGCAGAGGAGGGUGGAGGAGCUGAACACACACCCAGCACCGGAACACCCGAGCCCUUACACAGGAACCUCACUUCACUCUGCUGUUUGAGACACCGAAGUGUCCUAUCCAAAGUUUUGACCAAAUAAUAGGGACAACAAUGUUUUCAGUCGAAGAAAAUCUUUUCUUUUUUUUUCCUCAAAUAAAAUGUGUAAAGUCAAAUAUCAGAAAGGAUUUUAUUCCAGCGACGGAACUAACGUGAAAGCAGGCGGCACAAUACGGGGUGUUUGCAGGAAAAUAACAAUCCGGGCGCACGGCGAGGAAGGGGGUAAAAAAAAAAAAAAAAACGGUUUCCUGGCCUAAACGAGAGACUUGACAGGCAUGUGAGAGCCCAGAGCCUCGGAACGCAGCAAGUAGCGCAAGACAAGAGUCCGGGUUUUACCAGGCUCACAUUUUAGACCAAAGAUUAUGUAACAUUUUCUGGGUAUUGUUGAUUUAAACUGUGGUGCUCAGAUCGGCCGUUUAGUGUGACCUACUUGGUAGAUUUAUCACAACAACCUGCUUCGCUGCAACAUAAGAUUACACGGUGCAGAAAAUUUGUGAUAAAAGUACAGAAUAGUUUACAGAAUAUCCUUUACUACUGGGGUCCAUCGUUAAAACACUCAUUACAAUAGAAUUCAAAUAUUUGACAAAUGACAGAUUUAGCAUACAAAAAUAUUAAUUAUAAUUUAUACAAAAGUGUUGAUGAAUUUGUAAAAUGCAUAAUAAUUUUGCUUGUAGGUAAAUUGCUUCCCAAAAGGAAACUCUUCAGCUUCUUUUUAAAAACUUUCUUCUGUUCAGGUUUUUAACAUCAUUGUCUGAUAAAGACACCAUAACAUUUUCUCUCAGGGUUGGAAUACCCAGUUAAAAUAAACUCAAAGGUAAUUAAAAAUGAGCAGACAGCACAGGGUAAUAGGGAAGUACCAUUAUUUCUUCAUACUUAAUGUCAUAUGUCAGCACAAGCUCUAAAAUACGGCCAUAAUUAUGUAGGACUGAGUCCUUUGAGUAAAGCCAAUUAAAUCUAGUAUUUAGCAUUAAAGUCUACAUACGCUGUCACCGCAAGUGUUGACAUAAACGUUAAAAGUCCACCUCUAUAAUGAUCAUAUCAGUAUUUACCACUGAAUCGCAUAAACAAAAUCUGAGAUAUGAUCUAAAAAUUGAUGAACUGCUAGAUUAUGGACAUGUUUUUAAGUUCCACAUAAAAGCAAUUUCCAUAUUUAAGCCACACACACGUUCGACAUUUCAAUAUUUUCUUCUAUUCCCUUUAGAGAUCACAGUGGAAGCUGAGUCUCUUUAUUAAUUCUUUAUUUUACUAGUUUAUGUUGGAGACAACUGGAGUACAUAUAGUAAUAAUUCAAGUAAAAUCAGUUAACUGGCACAUCUUAAGCAGAGUUCAAUAUUGUGAAAAAGUCAUAGUAAAAAAAAGUACAUUUCCUUUAAAUUCUAGGGUUUUAGUACUGAGAUAUUCAUUUCUUAAUUUAGAACAUUUGGCUUGGUUCCCCUUGGAUUACCUUGAAUAAUUAAAAACCUGGUAAAGUCCACAUUAUGUCAAAACCCUACAACCGACAAAGGAUGUCUUUUUUGUUACAAUGGCUAACAUUUUAAAACACACAUAGAGAAAAACAUGCAGCAGAGAGUACAAAGGAACAGUCUCAGUUAGAUACAGCAUUAUAACAGCAGAAGUACAAAGCACACAAACAGAUCCAACUACGGUUAAAGUCUCUAACUCAAGCAGCAGCUUUUCACAUUUCUGACCUGGACAUAAUUUUGUUGACAUUCAGAGAAGUGAUACGUUUCAAAUCAUUUGAUUUGCAGAAAGAAGCAUUCAUGUCUAGAACAGGCACUGAAGAGGCAUCACGAGUGAUUUUUCUUUUUUUUUUUUUGAGUAACAAUUGGUCAAAGCAGUAAGUGAAGGUCACUAAAAGACAUUUCCAGAAUUAGAAAUGAGUUGUGUGUGUGUUGACUUGAAUCCAGGCGUGUGGAGCGAACAGAGGUCAUCAUAUGACCAGGAGUGAUGGUCAUAUUGUGUCUUAUAAAGAAAAGGUCUCAUCCCAUCUGGUCUGGGACUGUGGUAGUGCUGACAUUUCAUAAUAUUCACAUAACUACAGUCAGAAGAAAAAAAUGUCUGAAUCUAAAAGACAACAGUGUGUGUGUGUGUGAAGUCAUUUAAGAUUUCAGUGUAAAUAAGAAUGAAAAAGAUUAAAGAGUAAACUCAUAUCUAAGCCUUUGUAAAACCUUUUCAUAAUUUCUUCUGCUCCACAUUUUCAGAUUAGAAGAGAUGAUUUUACAGCGUGUCAUAAUAU
Molecule: messenger RNA, 5789 nt
Organism: Xiphophorus maculatus (southern platyfish)
Lineage: Eukaryota; Metazoa; Chordata; Actinopteri; Cyprinodontiformes; Poeciliidae
Gene: mtmr1a
Product: myotubularin-related protein 2-like
Exons: 18
Coding region: 1450-3558 (702 amino acids)
Biological process (GO): dephosphorylation
Molecular function (GO): phosphatidylinositol-3,5-bisphosphate 3-phosphatase activity
Source: RefSeq, a predicted model, not a curated record